This is a messenger RNA of Diabrotica balteata, 577 nucleotides long. The record is from the annotation of a GenBank genome assembly. NCBI's taxonomy places the organism in Eukaryota, Metazoa, Arthropoda, Insecta, Coleoptera, Chrysomelidae.
GGAAACGUGGCGUUGCUAUGACGUUUUAUCGGUUAAAAAUAGUCUAGUGAAAUAUUCAAUAGUAAAUGUUAAUUUUUUCACUCUCGUUUACGUAAUGGCGAAUGCAAUUGCUUUGAAUGAUCAAGAACAGUUUGCCGAGUUUAAACAAAAGUUCCAGAAAUCUUACGAAUCUCCAGAGGAGGACAAAAAUAGGUUUAAAAUAUUCCAAGAAAAUUUACGAAAAAUAGAAGAGCACAAUAAAAAGUAUGAAAAAGGUGAAACGACAUAUACUAUGGGUAUAAAUCAAUUUUCCGAUAUGUCUCCUGAAGAAUGGGCUAAUAAAAACCAUGGAUAUAGACCAAGACCAAAUCAUCAAUAAUACAAAAUAUAAUUACAUUUUUUAAUGGAAAUUACCAUAUCUUACCAAUUGGACAAAAUGAAAGAGGUAUACUUCUUAUUUUAUUAUCUUAUUUUGAAAUGAAAUGUUCUGUUCCCACUUUAAUUAAACCAAAAACCAAAUUUAUUAUUGAUGUACUCCACAUAUUUUAAUAAAUAUUAACAUAUAUAUUGUUAUGAGUAUUAUUUUAUAAAUAUCUUG